Messenger RNA from Sungouiella intermedia, 1245 nucleotides. Lineage: Eukaryota; Fungi; Ascomycota; Pichiomycetes; Serinales; Metschnikowiaceae. The record is from the annotation of a GenBank genome assembly.
AUGGCUUUAGGUAUCAUCAAGACCCUCUUGAGACUCCCGAUCGAUAUUAUCAUCACCAUCCUCCGCUACUAUUUGCUAGGAGGCGUGAGAUCGAGACGUUACAGGAACAGCUUGAUCAAUAGCAUCAAGCUUAGAGUGUUCCGCACUUCAUUGAACACCGGUAUCAUGGACAGCAAAUACCUUGGGCCAUACUCCAAUUCAUUUUUGAUCCGGAGAAUUGUUCCUUUGUUUGCAAGCCUGCUUGUGAAGGGUGUUCCUGGCUACGGAGAGAAAUUCGAUGACAACUCGAUCUGGUUGGCAAAACUGCCAAACAGAAAACCUGGCGAUCCUGUGAUCAUCUACUCUCAUGGUGGAGGAUAUUUCAUUCAAACAAUGCCUUCUCAGAUUGUCUCGUUGAUGUCACUCUACCACCUUUUGGACGACGAGAAACGCCAGAAAACAUCAAUCUUGUUCUUGGACUACAAGUUGGUGUCGCACGGUUACUCCUUCCCAACCCAAUUGAACCAGCUCCAUGACACCUACUCCAAGCUUGUCUCUCAAGACAGAAACAACAUCAUCCUUAUGGGUGACUCCGCUGGUGGUCACCUUUCCGUUGCUUAUACGCAAUUCUUGAAGACUUUGGAUCAGACAGUGGUGUACCCAAAACAGCUUGUGUUGGUGAGCCCGUGGGUCAAGUUGAACCCUCUUCCUGGGGACAUGGUGCAAGGAAAAUCGUGGUUUGACAACCAGCACUAUGACUUGAUUCAUCAUUCAACUUUUGCGAGAUUCCUGGAUUUAUGUCUGAUUGUAGGAAGCGAGGAUCUCCACUCAUUAGUGUCUUCCCCAGGAGGUAAGGUGCCUAAAUUGAGGUCAGACUGGUCUGAUAUUCCAACGUAUUCUGACCCAGACUACAGUGUUUUCAUAGUUUUAGGAGAAGAUGAAAGUUUCAGAGAUGAUAUCUUGGAAUGGGCUAAGUACUCGGUCGAUUUGCCAUGGUAUCUGAAGGUUAAGUACGGAGAUCUGCACAAGUUCCUCGAGAAAGAACAUUACGAGUUUGAGAGAAAAAAUGUUGCCGGCCAGGCUAACUUAACCGUGUUCGUGGAACCAUUAGGAGUCCACGAUGCCUUUUUCUUUUUCGAAGAUUCUGCUUCCAGUCAGAUCUCGAAGAACAUCAAGGCUGCUAAACAAACGAUUCUCAAGGAUCUCGAUCAGAAGGAGUACUUUACAAUGGUGCGGUUGACUCGAUUCCUCAACGAGACUCUUUAA